Messenger RNA from Fusarium keratoplasticum, 1743 nucleotides. RefSeq names its product FAD-binding PCMH-type domain-containing protein. Gene Ontology annotation, biological process: lactate catabolic process. The transcript is spliced from 6 exons. Gene Ontology annotation, cellular component: mitochondrion. The coding region runs from base 1 to 1743 and encodes 580 amino acids. The record is from RefSeq and is a predicted model, not a curated record. Gene Ontology annotation, molecular function: D-lactate dehydrogenase (NAD+) activity; FAD binding; D-lactate dehydrogenase (cytochrome) activity. Lineage: Eukaryota; Fungi; Ascomycota; Sordariomycetes; Hypocreales; Nectriaceae.
AUGACGACCCGCACCCCCAAAGACACAUACGCUCAGCCCGAGUAUGAGGAGGCUCACUUGGCGACGUUUGCAGCCCCGAAAGGCUACCCUAUCGAGUCUGUGCUGCCCCCCGACGUGAAGAGGGAAACCUUUGAACAGGCCCUGGCCGAGUUUGUCGACGCCGUCGGCAAAGAUUAUGUCUUUAUCGGCGAUGCUCUCUCUCACUACAUCGAUCCCUACGACAUUUAUAUCGACGACAGUGAGAGAAGGAGGAUGCCGAGCGCGGCUGUUUGUCCCUCUUCGCUCGAGGAAGCUAAGCAGGCUCUCAAGGUUGCCAACAAAUACGGCAUCCCGGUCUGGGCUUUUUCCAGAGGCAAGAACCUAGGCUACGGGGGGCCGUCUGCGCGAGUCAACGGGUCCGUCGCCUUUGACCUUCAUCGCAUGAACCGAGUGCUCGAAGUUAGCGACGACUUCUCCUACGCCGUGGUAGAGCCAGGUGUGAGUUUCAAGGAGUUGGGUGAUUAUUGCGCCUUGCAUGGCAAAAAGGUGUGGCCAAGCACUCCCUCUCUUGGAUGGGGAAGCGUAACUGGUAAUACUCUGGACCGUGGUACUGGCUUCGGCUCUCAUUCCGCCCAUCACCAAUCGAUUGCCGGGCUUGAGGUGCUGCUCCCUGACGGAGACGUCGUGCGUACGGGGCAAUUCGGCAUCACCCGCUCGCCCUCGGCCUUCCUGUCCAAAUUCACUUUUGGUCCAUCGAUUGAGGGUCUCUUCUUGCAGAGCAACUUGGGCAUCGUCACCAAGCUCAGCAUCUGGCUAACUCCACAACCACCUGCUUUCAUGGAAUGCACGAUUGGCGUUCCAGCUUUUGAGGAUAUUGAGCCCCUGGUUGAUGUCCUGGGACACCUCCGUCAGACCGGUGUUAUUCCUAACCUCGUCUGGGUCAUGAGCCUGCUUGAGCAGCUUUGCAUGUUUGGAAGGAGGUCCGACUAUUGGCAAGGCGAGGGCCCUAUUCCUCCAUGGAAGCUGGAAGAGAUUCGCAAGGAGAAGGGUAUGAGCUACUGGCAUGGCCGCUGGGGACUUUACGGUCCGAAGAGGAUCAUCCAAGCCCAGUUCGAAGAGAUCAAGGAGAUCGUGGCCAAGAGGGUUCCCCAGGCCACCCUCGUCGGCAACUUUUUCCAGGGCGAGAAUGGAGAGCUUCUCGACAACAAGGCUAUCCCAAAUGACAAUGGGAGUCUCUUGGUCGGUAUCCCAAGCCUUUGGAGUCUUCCUUUGGUAGGCUGGGCAUUGCCACGCGGUGGUGGAGGCAAGGCCGCCCACGGCGACUAUGCCCCCAUCAUCCCUAACUCUGGCAAGAUGGUUCUCGAGUGGAUACGUGCCUGUAGACCUCACUAUGAAGCAGCUGGAGUCGAGCCCAUGGUGGACUUUUUCAUGCACGAACGGCACGUAAUCAUGGUCAACAUGUUCACCUUCAACCAGGAAGACCCCGACCAUCGAAACAAGAUCCACAAGCUUUACCAUAACUUCCACGCCGAGAGCAAAAAGCGAGGAUAUGGCAUGUACCGCGCACAUGUCAACCACAUGGAUCUCAUCGCGGGCUUGAGCGAUUUCAACAAUCACGCGUACAACCGCUUCAUCGAGAAGCUCAAGGACGCUGUCGACCCGAACGGUAUCCUGGCGCCAGGAAAAUCCGGGAUCUGGCCCGAAAGGUACCGGCAUCUAAGGGAAGGUGGAGCAAUUCUGGAGAAGCAGGCUAGUCAUUUGUAG